UACGAAGUGGUGUAAAAUGCUAAUGCGAUUGAAAAUUCUUAAACUAUGGGAUAUUAUUUUAUUUUUUAUUGUAUACUGACAUUGAGCUGUUAAGUCAAUUAAAUAUGCCUUCGAAGACACCUAAGAAGGUCGUCGGGAUGAUCAUAAGAAGCAGGAAACCAAUUUUAAAAGACAGUGUUAUGACGAGCUCUGGGAUUGGAGAACCAAGUGUGUAUCAUGCUUUGGUGGUUAUUUUCCUGGAGUUCUUCGCCUGGGGCCUCUUGACAAUGCCCAUUAUUUCCACCCUCAAUGACACAUUUCCUGACCAUACAUUCCUGAUGAACGGACUCAUAAUGGGAAUCAAAGGACUAUUAUCAUUCCUGAGCGCUCCUCUGAUUGGGGCCCUCUCAGAUGUCUGGGGUCGCAAGUUUUUUCUACUCAUCACCGUCUUCUUCACCUGUGCACCUAUACCUCUUAUGACUAUUAACACUUGGUGGUUCUUUGCCAUGAUCAGCAUCUCUGGUGUUUUUGCUGUCACAUUUUCUGUUGUGUUUGCGUACGUUGCUGAUGUUACGGAAGAACACGAACGAAGCUUAGCCUAUGGACUGGUAUCUGCCACCUUUGCAGCCAGUAUGGUAAUCAGUCCUGCUCUAGGGGCCUAUCUCAUGGAUGCCUAUAGUGAGAACGUGGUGGUCGCACUGGCAACGGCCAUUGCUCUUCUCGAUGUUUUCUUCAUUCUAGUCGCAGUACCGGAGAGUCUUCCGGAGAAAAUCAGACCACACUCUUGGGGGGCCCCGAUAUCCUGGGAGCAGGCAGACCCGUUUGCCUCCCUCAGAAAGGUUGGCAAGGACCACACAAUCCUCAUGUUGUGUGUUACUGUGUUCCUGUCUUACUUACCUGAAGCUGGUCAGUAUUCUUGCAUCUUCGUAUAUCUCAAACUGGUGAUGGGGUUCAGUGUUGUGAUGGUGGCAGUGUUCAUUGCCGUGGUAGGCAUUCUCUCAGUGUGUGCCCAGAUAGUGCUGGGUAUAUUGAUGCGCUCACUGGGCAGCAAACACACCAUCAUGGUGGGACUACUGUUCGAAAUGCUACAACUCAUGUGGUACGGCUUUGGCUCACAAACAUGGAUGAUGUGGGCCGCAGGACUGCUAGCGUCAAUUUCCAGCAUCACGUAUCCAGCCAUCAGUGCAUUCGUGUCCAUGCAUUCUGAUGCUGACAAACAGGGGCUGGUGCAAGGCAUGGUGACAGGCAUGAGAGGUCUGUGUAAUGGUCUGGGCCCUGCCAUGUUUGGUGUUAUAUUCUACCUGUUCCACGUGGACCUAAACGAGGACCCGAGACAGAGUAGGGAUGACCGAGGGGAUAACAACACCUUCGGACAUCCGGACGCCAUGCCUCAGUGGCCUAAAGGAGAAAUUGCCAAACAGCUGGUACCAGGGCCGCCGUUUGUGUUUGGCGCACUACUGGUCAUCUGUGCUCUUCUAGUCGCUGCCUUCAUACCAGAAGGUGCAGGAGUGGGGACAAGCUUACGAACCACCUCCAGGAGACAGUCUGACUAUUCUCUUCUAAGUCGGCCACCAGAAAAUGCCAGACUCUUGGUGGAGGUUUCAGACUAACCCAGGCAGAUUUCAGGGGGUACUGUACUAAGUUGCAGGUCUGUCCAUGGAGGUGCAUUAUGAGAUGGAGAGGAGCAAGAAGCACGAUGGUAUGAGUCAGAUGUCACCUUUAGUAGACAACAGCCUGCUCUAACCUCCUUCUGUUACCAUGUGAUCUAGUGUUACAUACGUUACGUUAGUAUUAAUUGUAAGAUAUGCGGCUGAUCAUCCCACCACUGCUGCUAUUGCUGCGAUACCAAAGCGUUAAUUUAGUUGUAGAUAGAUUUCCUCAGCUAAGGUUGUGUGGACUUAACAGUGUACAAAGUAGGCUAAGGAAUAAACGAGUCUUGAACUUAGCUGCAAGUUUGUCUGUGUGGUGUGUAAAUGAGCAUUUCUCCGUUGUUUUUUAUUAUUGUUAUUGUUGAAGUUGUCAGUUUUGGGAUGUAUUUACAUUUAGUCACUUGGCAACUUGAUCUCUCAUGUUUCCAUUUAGGUUUGUUUUACUAUGAUCAUCAACAGUACUGUACUGUUUUAUUAUAAUGUAUCUAAUUUACAUUUAUAUACAUCUUUUUAUACCUUGACUUGGUCAAAUUGUAACAAUAUUGAAAAGUUUAUACAGGCUUUAGGUUUAGUUUGCAUAUUUUUCCUUGCAGUAUAUUUGCUGUUUACUGUUGGGUAAAUAUUUCUUUGUUUUAAUAAGAUCCAGUAAAGUAUUUUAGUUGAGUAUUUUGAUUUAAAAAUCAAUAUCAGUUGUCCUGUGAAUGAUUGUACUAUAAGAUUGUUAUGUUGUAGAGUAUAGUUUGUUAACUUGUUAUUUGUGGACAUUCCAAAACAUCUACUGUAUAGUCAUUUUGUACGCUUUUACCUCAUAAAUUAGAAGGUAUGUUGUAUUGUCUAGAAAAAGUAAUUUCUGCAAUCACAUAUUUUAAAUUUUGUAUACAUCAUUAAGUAGCACCAAAUACACAAUUUUCAAUCCUUCCUUCAAUGGAAUAUCGUAGUAGAAAUUAUUUUCCAGAUAUGAUAAUCUCAACUUAGCUUGAGCUAGGGAGAAUUCCUAAACAUUAGUGAAAAAUCUAAGUAUCAGUACAACAAUUUUAUAUAGCACAUUAGUACAAAAUUGUUAAAAACUAAAUUUUGCCCUCCUUUUGUCUUUGAAAUCACCAAUCGGUAACUUUAGACUUCAUUCUAUAAAGGUUUAAUUCAGAUUACUGUAAUAUAAUAGCAUUUUAGCUUUUGAUAUUAUUGUGUAUCCCAAGCACAGAUUAUUGGUUUGAAACUGGGCCCAGCUGUCCUUCAUUCUCUUUCUUUUUACACGGAUUCAACAGCUCCCAUUCUUUGUCUCAUCUGGUCCGCAUGUUUCCUUUUUAUAACACCUCCACAAAGUACAUCAUAUGAGUACAGUCCAUUUUUAUUUUUCACCAUUCCAGCUGACCAACCAUUCCCAUGUUCAUUCUUAAUCCACACAUCUUCUCCUUCCUCAAAAAUUCGAACUUUUUUGUUGUCCCUCCCUUGUUCUUUCCAAAGCUUCAUCUCCAUUAGGCUUGAAUGAUUCUUGCUAUGGAUCAGUAACAAAGCUACCAAAUGAGAUACCCACUCCAUUUUACACUCGUCCAUCAUUCAUAUUCACCUUAAAAUGUGUAGGCCUAGCAAAAAAAAAUCGUCUUAGUGAAGCGACGAGUAAUUGUAAUCCAAUUGAUGAGUGAUUAACAAUUGAUUUGUCAUCCUUAUGGAUCAGCUGAAGAGAAUUUCUAAGUAUGUUUCUAUCUGGUUUGUUGUGUGUAUUUUUGGUGUGGACUAUUUAUUUCUCAUCAAUUUUAAAUUGGUUUUUACAUGAUAAAACCGUUAAUUUUCAAACUACUUCUUGUUGUCUGGUCAAAACAAAUAACCAAUAAUUGGAGGUUUAAAAUUCAUCCUGCAGUAAAAAAAUGUAUAGUCAACAACAAACUAUUGAAAAGAAAUCAGACUUUCUUGAAACACACACAAAAAGGCUUCAGUUUUUACAAUUGUUUGAGAAGUCUAUUUGCAGUAUCCAUUCAUUCCUUUGGUGUAAAAUAGUGUUUUUGUUUGUUAAAUCUUGGGUUUCAAUGAAUGCACAUAUUCUGUAACGACAAUAUUAAGUCUGAACUGUCAUUGUAAGGCCUAAUGCGUGUUUACAAAAUUGUAAUUCUUUUAACUAGAAUUUUUAUAUUUGUAAGCUUAACAGUUUCUAUAUUAUGGAGUUAACUACAUUUCCUUAUGUGAAAUCAAUAAUUGUAAAAUAUGUAAAUUAAAUUGUAAUAUUAUGUAUAUACAAUGUUAUAGUAUUUAUGUUUGAAAUGUGGAACUACCUUUACACUUUAAUGUUACUUAAUUUAUUUGAGUAAAUAGGUGACAGGAGUCGAUAUUCCCUUUCAAAUUUUAUUAGCUGCAGUCUGAGUCUGACCUUAUACGUUUUGAAAUUCCAUAAUUCCAUUCUAAAUAUCCAUUAUAAGUAGCUUAAACAAUAUACCUUAGAGUCUCAACUAUUAUUAUGUAUAUUGUUUUGUCAUAUUUUUACUGUUAGAAAAGUGCUGUUGUUAUUUUGACGGUUUCCUUAUUUUCUUUGUUUAUGAUGAUGACUUAAAAUAAAAAUUUAAAAAAAUGUUUAUUUCAAUGGAAGAUUAUCUUUAAGCCUGAUACAGGUUUGAUAGUGGAGAAACUAUUAAUUUAUUUAAUGGUAUUUAACAUGAUGAUAUAUUGGUUUUUUAUUAUUAUUUGAGCCUUCCGGACUUUGCAGCGGCCGAUUUAGGUCAAAUAAUUGAGACUCUACUGUCAUACUGAUAUUUUUUGAACUAGGAAUGUACACUGUGGUAACUAAUGAUACUAGGAUUCAGAAAACAGUUUGGUAUAUAGUUAUUAGUUAACUAGGUGUCCAUUAAAUUCUAACACAUUAGUCGUAAUCCGUGUAAUUUAUUGAGGUGUAUUCAAACAAUUUAUUUUGUUUGAUAUUGCAUUCUACAGUAUAGAGUAUUUAUAUGAUGUAUGUGAGGGAUUUUUGUAUAUUAACUUCUUCAAAAUCAAAUACCUGUUUUUUACAUGGAGUGGAAUUAUGAAAUAUGAACUAGCUUUCCUUAGUUUUGACCUACCAAAUUAGUUGUGUCUUUCACUUAAAAUCUUUGUUAUAUAUAAAUGAAAACAAAGUGCUCCUUUAGCUGAUACUGACAUUUAGAGUAUAAACAAGUCUUUUAUCACAUUUCUGAAAUAAGUUAUGGUUGGAUGUUAGUAAUCAAAAUUAAAUUGCCUCCAGAAUCACAAAAUUGAGUAACAACAAUAACUCUGUCAAUAAAAUCUUGCUCAAUAUCAGAGUACGACCCAUAUAUAAUUAACGAGUUCUAUUACAUACAGUACCUAUUAAAACGUUGAUUUGCCUAAGAAGAUAAUACAUCUGCAAAUGAAUAAAAUUACAUUAAUAAUCUGUUCUUAUGAAUAUCAGAAUAUGGAGAAAAUCAAAUUAGUUCAUAAAAUUAUUUUAGAUUGUGGUGGUGCAAGAAACCCCCUUUGGUGUUAAUUUGGUUCAAAGUAUCUCAAGAUUCAGCAAAUUUAAAAGGUUAUACAUCACUGAGAUAUUUAUCAUGCCCUUAUUGAUAACUGUCUUAUUCAGUAUUGGUAUAAUAUUCUGGGCUUUACUAUCUCUAUACCUCAGCAUUAGCUAGCAUUUUUAAUGGCAUUCAAAUAUUAACAAGGUUAAGUUUAGCUGAUAAUGAAGUUGAAGAUCCUUUUUGGUAACACUACGAAUCUACAGAAAUCAAUUAAAUGAAUACAUAAUUUUGUAGUAUACCUAAUUUUUAUUAUCAACCAAACAUUAUGGUGAUAAAAUCUGGUGAAAUCUUAAACACAUAAUUGUGAUUUUUCAGCUUAAGACUGAUUAUUUUAACAGACAUUUUAUUAUGUUUUCUACCUAAUAGGCUUACUUUUUUGUCACAACAAUGACCUAAUAUUGUUUCCUGUGAUCAAGGUUCUUAAUGUUCAACAAUACUAUCUUGACAUAAAUAAACACAACUGUUGAAGUAUCUUUAGAAUAGUUUUACGUGUGUUAACAAUGAAAGAUUUAUUGUAAAAUCAUAUUAAAAACCAUACAGAGUAAUGUUACAAAAUGAACCGUCAGAUUUAUGGGAUUGUUGUGUACUGUAGUUUGUUUGAUAAUCGAAAUACCAUUACUUCUUGUUCACUUGGCUUGGAGCCACGUUUCUUCUCUACAGCUGACUAAUUAGCUGUUAGCACUUGUGAUCACGAAUAUUACUGAUAGAGUUUAAUAAAUUUAUUUUAAAUAAU
Messenger RNA from Macrosteles quadrilineatus (aster leafhopper), 5858 nucleotides. RefSeq names its product hippocampus abundant transcript 1 protein-like. The transcript has 15 exons. Gene Ontology annotation, cellular component: membrane. Bases 105 to 1589 code for a protein of 494 amino acids. The record is from RefSeq and is a predicted model, not a curated record. Gene Ontology annotation, biological process: transmembrane transport. Gene Ontology annotation, molecular function: transmembrane transporter activity. NCBI's taxonomy places the organism in Eukaryota, Metazoa, Arthropoda, Insecta, Hemiptera, Cicadellidae.